AUGGUGCUUUUCUGCAAAGGCAUUUUGGCCCCAGCGCUGCUCACGCAUGCCGCCUGGAUCACAGCCUGCAGCUACGGGCCCCGUUCUCCCGACGCAGGAACCGACGUGGACCUUGGCGAGCUUGGCAGCGUCCAAGACUUCUCCAAGGUUGCUGGAACCGACUGCAGCGAGUGGAACAUGACCGACGAGUAUCCCACUGAGACGGUCGACAUCGCGGUGUUUACUCCCAGCGCAGCCAGCGCCACCUCUCUCCCUACCGGAAAGGCGGGGCAGUGCGCUCAUCGGACCGGCUGGGAGUGGCUCGUUUGUGAGAACAUGCCUGAGAGCCAUGUGAAGAAGGCGCUCGGCAUCGGUCUGCUCAUCUAUUACGCUCCGACGUUGAUACGGCACUGGCUCCAGUGUGUUGGAAGAUUUGUAUACGGCAGCAACUACGUUUGGUAG
Molecule: messenger RNA, 441 nt
Organism: Colletotrichum higginsianum IMI 349063
Lineage: Eukaryota; Fungi; Ascomycota; Sordariomycetes; Glomerellales; Glomerellaceae
Exons: 1
Coding region: 1-441 (146 amino acids)
Source: RefSeq, a predicted model, not a curated record